UUUCAUUUUCCUUCUUCUUCUACUGCUUCGUGCUUCCCUCUUCUCUUUCUCUCUCUUCUUUCUUCUACUACUACUAGAUCUCUCAACUCUUAACCCCUCUUCUUUCUCUCUCUACUUCUACUAGAUCUCUUAACUCCCUUCUUCGUCUCUCUCUCUACUCAUAUGCGAUCUCUCUCUUUGCUGCUGUAGCUUCACAAAAACUAUAUUAAUUAAUAAAGAUGGAGGUCUAGAUAGUCAUAUCAUGCGCUGUAAAGUUGGGUGAUUGGAACCUGUUGAAUUCUGGCCUGCAUUUCCUUCUCUUUAUUAGUUGACUUCUGUCAAAGACAUGAAUAACUUGACUGUUGAGACCUUAGAUACAUUUUCAAGCCUGCUUGAAGUUUCUGCAAAUAAUGAUGUGGAAGCAUUUAAACGGUUGAUUGAAGAUGAUCCGGCUGGAAUUGAUGAGCCUGGGUUGUGGUAUGUCCGGAAAAAAGGCUCGAAACAGAUGGUCUAUGAGCAUAGAACUCCUUUGAUGGUUGCUUCAAUUUACGGCAGUAUGGAUGUUCUGAAAUUGAUUAUUUCUCUCUCCGUUACUGAUGUUAACCGGUCAUGUGGUGAGGAUAAAAGCACUGCACUACACUGUGCUGCAUCUGGUGGUUCUGUGAAUGCUGUUGAUGUUGUGAGGUUGCUUCUGGAGGCAGGUGCUGAUCAUAAUGCACUAGAUGCCAAUGGAAAUCGACCUUUUGAUGUUAUUAUGGUCUCACCGAGGCAAAAUGAUGUCAAAAGUGCUCUUGAAGAACUCCUAGCUGGUCAUGGCUCUAUUAGUGAGCGCAUUUUGAGGCUGCCAAGCGCCACUUCUAAUUCAAACUCACCACCACUCUCAUCUUCACCAGUAAACGGAUCUCCGUCAUCUUAUUCAGACUCACCACCUUCACCAAUUAACUCAAAGUUUGAUGAUAUCCAAGCUACAUCUUACGCAGCUGAGAAGAAAGAAUACCCCAUUGAUCCAUCCAUACCUGAUAUUAAGAACAGCAUUUAUGCAACUGAUGAAUUCCGUAUGUACUCCUUCAAGAUCCGUCCUUGUUCUCGUGCCUAUUCUCAUGAUUGGACAGAAUGCCCUUUUGUUCAUCCUGGUGAAAAUGCUAGGAGGAGAGAUCCGCGGAAGUACCAUUACAGCUGUGUUCCUUGUCCUGAUUUUCGAAAAGGAGCUUGUAGAAGGGGGGAUAUGUGUGAAUAUGCUCAUGGGGUUUUUGAGUGUUGGCUCCAUCCAGCUCAAUAUAGAACACGUCUCUGCAAGGAUGGCCCAAGUUGCGCUAGAAGAGUUUGUUUCUUUGCUCAUAUACCUGAAGAACUGAGACCUCUUUAUGUGUCUACUGGUUCUGCUGUUCCCUCACCCCGCUCAAGCGCUUCUAGUUCUAUGGAUUUUGCUGCUGCUAUGAACUUUAUGCCAGGAUCUCCCUCAUCUCUUAUGUCUCCUUCUGCUUUCACUCCAUCAAUGUCACCUUCAGCUGCUAAUGGAAUUUCUCAUUCUUCCUUGGCUUGGCCACAGCCAAAUGUUCCGUCUUUGCGUCUUCCAGGCAGCAAUCUUCAGUCCAGUAGGUUAAGGUCAUCUCUUAAUGCAAGAGAUAUUGCAGCUGAAGAGUUUGAUAAUAUGCUGCAAGAUUAUGACUUGCAACAACAGCAACAGCUCCUGAGUGAAUUUUCUUGCCUUUCUAUGACCCCUAAUUCUUUAAACCGCUCUAACCGCUCAAAAACUCUGAACCCUUCUAACCUGGAUGAUCUUUUUUCUGCUGAGAGCUUGUCUCCGCGGUACAAUGAUCAAGGACUGGGUUCAUGUCUUUACUCGCCUACUCAUAAAUCUGCUGUUUUCAACCAGUUUCAACAGCAGCAGCAAAGCAUGCUCUCUCCAAUCAAUACAAAUUUCUCCCCUAAGGGUGUUGCUGACCAUCCAUUAUUGUCAGGAAGAAUGUCUCCUCGAAGUGUGGAACCCAUCUCCCCAAUGAGUGCUCGGGCUUCUAUGCUUGCUCAACGGGAGCAACAGCUUCAUCAGUUCCGCAGUCUUAGCUCUCGGGAUCUUGGAACCAGCUUGGGUGCCAUUGUGGGCUCUCCUGUUCAUUCUUGGUCAAGAUGGGGUUCCUCCAACGGUAAGCCAGACUGGGGUACAAACACAGAGGAAUUGGGUAAACUCAGGAGAUCUUCUUCCUUUGAGCUUGGCAACAAUGGUGAAGAGCCUGAUCUUUCUUGGGUUCAGUCACUUGUCAAAGAAUCACCUACUGACAUUAAAGAGAAGGUUGGAGGUUCCGUUUCAUCAGUGGUUGACAGUUCUUAUUCGAAUGCACAAGCUGAAGUAGUGGAUAUGGCAGAAAGAUAUUAAUUAAUGAAUAAUAUUACUUGUCCUUUGCUUUCUGGAUUUUGAUUGGUAGCAACGAGGCAAGAUAUAGGUAGCAGAAAGAAUGGAGCAAGGUAAGCAGAUAGAAGUAUGCUAUUUUUUUUUUCCUAUUUUGUUAGUUGAAUGAUAUUCAUUCUGACUAUUCUUGCUAAUGUAGUUAGAAAGGGUAAAAUCUUGUUGCACCAUGUUUCUUAUGAACCAGGGUGCUUCUCGGCCAUUAUUUUGAAAGGCUUGGCCUUGGCCUAGUCGAUUUUGCUUUGUAUGCUUAGCAAUAUGUUUCAUUAAAGAAACUAUAUAUCUCAUGUAUCUUCCAUCUCUUUUCCAUUGAAUUCAUUGCCUCAUUCUGUAAACCAUUAACAUGGUGCUAUUUUUGUACAUCUUCAUUGCAAUUGAUUUCUUUCC
Molecule: messenger RNA, 2770 nt
Organism: Chenopodium quinoa (quinoa)
Lineage: Eukaryota; Viridiplantae; Streptophyta; Magnoliopsida; Caryophyllales; Amaranthaceae
Product: zinc finger CCCH domain-containing protein 30-like
Exons: 2
Coding region: 326-2353 (675 amino acids)
Molecular function (GO): metal ion binding; protein binding
Source: RefSeq, a predicted model, not a curated record